This is a messenger RNA of Belonocnema kinseyi, 2879 nucleotides long. RefSeq lists its product as uncharacterized. The transcript has 4 exons. The record is from RefSeq and is a predicted model, not a curated record. Bases 59 to 2032 code for a protein of 657 amino acids. Lineage: Eukaryota; Metazoa; Arthropoda; Insecta; Hymenoptera; Cynipidae.
CACAUGUUUAUAUUUUCUUGCACAGUUUGUCGACAAAAACGCUCGUGCGCAUAAUCCUAUGUCCAUGGCUAAAAUGGAAACGAUGAAGACAGAAGCGUUUUUCCGAAAAGACAAUGUAAAAUGUUUCGCGUCUGGAUGUAACUCGAACAAGAAGAGUGAUUUGGAUACAACUUUUAUUCGUGUGCCGGUAGAUAUCGAAAGUCGUCGAAAAUGGGCAGAAACAGUCGGGAUGGCAAAUAAAACCACGAUUUGUAGUGCAGCAUCUAACAUUUGUUUCGGUAGUGAUCACUUUACUAUAAGUCCUAUAGAAGAAGACAGAGAAAAUAAGAUCAAAUUGAAACUAAUGGAUGGAAGACUUGCAUUGACGAAUGCUACAUUAUCACAGUCUUUGUUAAAUAGGAACAAGAUGACUGAAAUGGAACAAAUAGAUGUUUCAGAUAAUAGUGACUCAGUUGAUAGCAUGCAGUCAACAUACAGUCAACAAAAUCAUUCCGAAGAAAGAUCAUACUUAAAAAGAGUAAAUACUAUCUCAGAAGUGGGUGAUAAAUCAGUUAAAAGUCCAAGACUGGAACCUACAAAACUGGUAGAAAUGACACAAGAAGUGAAAGAGGGAGUUGAGGAAAAUCUCGCAAGUUUUGACAACAUGUUUUCCCCAGAAAUAAACGAUAAUUACUUUGGAACAGAUUUCAAUAACGACAUUGAUCCUUUCCAAGACCUUCCCGAUCCACUAGAAUCCAUAAAGAAGGAACCUGUAAAAGAAGGAGAACCCGUAGCAAUCAUUCCCAAUAAACUGUCACCUUACGAAACGUGCGCGCAGGCAAUCCAAAUUCUUCAGCCUAACUUGGCCGCUAACGAUGUUUCAAAAUUUACUAUACAAUUGAAGGAUACUGACAAACAAAAUGAGAUCGUGACUUCAGUUUCAAAAAAACAAAGACCUGUAGAUCAAAACUCUCAAGCAUUUCCACUCAUUAAUCAAAUAUCUAACGAAAUGAUUAUAAGUUUACCGACUCAUGGUCAAAAAGAACUAAAUCUUAUUAAUAUUUCCAAAGUGGUAAAGCUGAAGCAAGUUUUUCCAAGGAUCCUAAAGAAGACUUCAAAUUCUAUCUGCAGAACUAGGUAUCUCGAGGAGCUGAAUGAUGAAACGGUUUCAAAAAACAUGGGGACUCACUUCGAACAUUGUGAGAGAAAAGCGAAUUUUCACGACAGAGAGUCGCAGGUUGAGGAGGAGUUCUUUACGGAGGUGAAGGAACAGAACAUGAGUAUGGAGACUUUGACGAAUGUGAUGAUUCUAAGAAGUCCAUACCUCUACACAGGAUUAUAUGGAAACGUAUUUAGCAGUUUCCUCAAUACGUUGAUUCAGGGGUGUAACGAGUCUUGCAGGGACGUUUUGAUGACUUUAAUGAAGAUUCGGUUGGAUGAAUCUUUUCGAACACUCGAGGAUCUUUUCUGUUUUCACAAUGGUCAAGCCAGUAUAAUGUUCAAGAGGAUUGUAAUAAACUUAGCCUCCUUCCUCAAGAAGUUCUUUAUUCCAAUAGAAAAUCCAGACCAGAAAAUCAGACUCAUUCACAGGAAGAUUGAUUCAGUCAUAGACUACUUUUACGUCAGGACACAUGUUUCUGGAGAUUGGAGGCACGAAAAUUGCGAGAGUGUAAAGUUCCUUGUUUCUUGUACCAUCGAUGGAGUCAUCAAUUUCGUUUCACCUUGGUAUCCGAAAAACGAGAAAGAUCUCACCGUGCUGAGAAGCAGCGGAUAUAUAAAAAUUCUGGAGAAGGGAAUUACUGUGAUAGCCAACAGAAAGUUUAUUGGAAUUGAGAAAGUUUUGAGGGAAAAAAAUUGUUCACUGAUUGAACAUUCUUCAGCUCAGUGCAAAUUCAGAACUGAUACUUUAGCGAGUUACAAAAAGAAAUUGAGAUUAAUUUUUGACAGCUUAAGAGAAUUUGAGUAUAUUGGGACCAAAGCUUGUAUCCACAAGGAUGAUCUACUUAUCUUGAAUCAUAUUUUGGUUAUCACGUCUGCAAUCGUAAAUAGUUGAAUGCUCACAGUAUCAACUAAUGAGAGGUUCAAAAUAUUUUCAAUCUUAAUGUUCGGGAAAAUUGACAAUCAUCAGAGGUACCUAACGAAAUGUUUGAUUCGUUAUAGCCUAGUUUUGUUUUUGAUUUUACUGUAAGCGUAUAAGGGGAUUCAUUGGAAUAGUAUAACAGUAAUAUUUUUUUCAGUUUGUGAAAUUACUUCAUAAGUUCGUGAUUCUCCGUUCUGGUCGAUAAAAAAUUUAACGAUAGCAUUUUUAAACUUGAUAAUUCAGAAUUAUAAAAUUCGAUUUUGUAAAUUAAAAAUUUUAGAACUUUAAACAAUCCUUCAUUUUACUAUUUUGAUGUUUAGGCACAUAUUCGAGAUAUUACAAGCGCGAAAUGUAUUAUGAAUUUAUUGAUAACAUUGUAAAUACUGUAUAUAUUAUUGUACAGAAUCUAGUUUUAUAUCAACGAUGGCUAAAUAUAAAGUAAUCCACCAUUCAUAACAAAUAUAUUCUGUUUUAAUUUAAGACCUCUAAAGAGUAAAUUAUUGAAAUAAUAUUUUAGAUUCUACGCUAUAAGCAUUUUUAAGUCUCCGAAGUACGAUUCCAGUACUCUCUACCAUUUAAAAACCUUCCAGAUUCUUCUCAAGAAGUUCAGAACAAUGUGUUAGAAUAUACCCUGUAAAAGACAAGAAUAGUGUAAAUUUUCUAAGUAUAAUAUUUAUAAUACAACUACAACAUUUUGUAUAUGUUAUAUAUGAUAUAUUCUGUAGUUCCAGAAUUUUCAGAGUAAUUUUCAGAAAUAAGGAGUAUUAUAGAAAAUUUAAGAAUAUUUCACAGCUUUCUAGAAGAUUCUAAAAUUAUCUAA